CCAGUGGCGGUAUUUCGCUGGUAAAAGUGAAUUUUUCUCGCAGCUUUUGGGAGAGACGGGUAUAAAUAUAAAUGUUGAUCUCAGAGCUGCGCGGGGACGCGCCGGAGUAACGGCACACGUCGUUGUCGUCGUCGUCGUCGGUGCUCCGUGCUGGUCAUGUAACGACCCGGACACGUCGUCGUCGUUGUUCAACCGCGCCAAGCCCACCUAAAUUAAAUGUUGGGAUAUCCGCCGAUGUCACGACUAGAAUAUUCCACUGUAGGUCGAGUAUGAGCCGGCGUUGAGUACCGCGUUACCGCCUGACAGUCCUGGACGGUCCGCGAUCCGCCGAAGGAUCGGAAGCGAUGGGCUUCUCCACGAGCCUGCAGGGUCAGGCAUCGCACGAGGCGCUGCUGGCCCGCCAGGAUGCCGAGAUCAAGCUGCUGGAGACGAUGCGAAGAUGCCUCACGAUGAAGGUCAAGUCCGACCGGGAGUAUGCCUCGACCAUUACCUCGCUCACCGCCCAGGGGAAAAAGAUCGAGCGUAACGAGGAUCUCGUCGGCAGUCUCAUAGCGCAGAGCUGGAGAGACAUAAUGGACACGAUUGAUCAAACGGCGAAAUUGAUCAAGCAGCAGGCAGAUUCUAUUGAAAAUAUCGUUGUAGAUCAGUUGAGUACAUUGUACUCGGAAAGAAGGAGAGCCAGAAAGUUGUAUCAAGAGGAACAGAAUUGGCUGAAUAAUCAAUUUCAGCAGCUGACGGAAGAUGUAACUAGGAAAAAAGUGGAAUAUCAGAAAAGUUUGGAGGCGUACAAAUUCUCGAGGUCGAAAUUUGAAGAGUUAUAUGUUAAGUCUGGUAGAGGAGGUCGCAAGUUGGACGAACUAAGAGAAAAAUAUCAGAAGGCGUGUAGGAAGCUUCAUCUAACGCACAAUGAAUACGUCCUACUACUAGGCGCUGUGACAGAAUGUGAAAAUGAUUUAAGAACUUGUUAUUUGCCAAGUUUGCUUCAUCGACAACAGGCUAUUCACCAGGAAUUCAUAACUUCAUGGAAAGGAAUACUUCAGGAUAUUGUCAAGUAUACAGAUUUUACAACAGAGAAAUUCUUGGAGAUCCAUGAAAGAGUGUUGAAGGCAGUCGAUAAUAUUAAACCUAUCGAAGAGUAUAGAGAUUUUAUUGGAAAGCACAAAACUAGGCCAGCAUCUCCGAUAAGAUUUACAUUCGAUGAAAACCUUGUGGAUGACACUUCAGGAAAAUUAUCGCCAAAUAAGCUGACUGUCGAUAACUUAACUAUAGAUUGGUUGAGAAGUCGUCUCACGGAACUCGAAGCUUCUCUAAAAACCACGCAAAAUCGACAGAGCCCGCAAUUCUCACAAGAAAAUAAUGGCGAUUCUAGGAUUAAUGUCUUGGACUAUUCUCGCGAAAGAGAAGAGCUGAGAAUACGUUGCCAGGAGAAAAAAUUAAAGAAACAAGUGGAGGUCAUUAGAAGCGCUCUCAAUGAAUUAGGCUGUGAAGAGGUACCUUCGGGUUGUGAUCUUUCCGUGGAAGGUUCUUUCACUGAUUCACCUGCAAUUAAUAAAAGAAAUACAGUCGCAGACAACGGUCUGUUCACACUGAGGAGAAAUCAGCGGUUCAUGACAAUAUUAAAAUCACCUUUUAAAUCCUUGCCGACAAUUAAUGACUCGAAAAACGGAAUGAUUAGGGCAAAUAGCGAAGGGCCCACAGCUAAAGCAGAAAAAAAUAUCCCCCCUGUUGUACCGUUACGUAGAAUCUCGCAUUUAACUAACAACCAAAAAAGUAACGGAAAUGGCUCUCCUCUUAUGGAAGAGGAAUGGUUUCACGGUGUACUACCGAGAGAAGAAGUCGUAAGAUUACUCGUCAAUGAAGGAGAUUUUUUAGUACGCGAAACAAUGAGAAACGAUGAGUGUCAAAUAGUUUUAUCUGUUUGCUGGGACGGGCACAAGCAUUUUAUUGUACAAACUACAUCAGAAGGACAUUAUAGAUUUGAAGGACCCACAUUUCCAUCUAUUCAAGAAUUAAUCAGGUAUCAAUCGGCGUCCAACUUGCCGGUGACCAGUCGGUCUGGUGCUAUUCUUAAGACGGCAAUUUCGCGCGAGCGAUGGGAACUUAAUAACGAUGAUGUCAUCCUUUUGGAGAAAAUAGGUCGAGGAAAUUUCGGAGACGUUUAUAAGGCGCAACUGAAGGCUUGUAAGACUGAAGUGGCCGUGAAAACAUGUAAGGUAUCGUUACCGGACGACCAGAAACGCAAGUUUUUGCAAGAGGGAAGGAUAUUGAAGCAGUACGAUCACCCGAAUAUAGUCAAACUUAUCGGCAUAUGUGUUCAAAAGCAGCCGAUCAUGAUCGUGAUGGAACUGGUGCCCGGUGGUUCAUUACUUACGUAUUUGCGGAAGAAUGCUAGUACAAUAACACAAUGGGAACAAUUGCGUAUGUGCAAAGAUGUUGCGGCUGGUAUGAGCUACUUGGAAUCUAAGUUUUGCAUCCAUAGAGAUUUAGCCGCUCGCAACUGCCUCGUAGGAUAUGAAUGCAUAGUCAAGAUUUCCGACUUUGGAAUGUCAAGAGAGGAGGAAGAAUACAUAGUUUCGGACGGUAUGAAACAAAUUCCCAUUAAAUGGACUGCGCCAGAAGCUCUGAAUUUCGGUAAAUACACAUCGCUCUGCGAUGUCUGGAGUUACGGGAUUCUCAUAUGGGAAAUAUUUUCCAAAGGUGGCAACCCCUAUAGCGGUAUGUCCAAUUCGCAGGCACGUGAGAAGAUAGAUGCAGGGUAUCGAAUGCCAGCUCCGGAUGGAACGCCCGAAGAGAUCUAUCGAUUAAUGUUGCGAUGCUGGGACUACGAACCAGAGAAACGGCCGCAUUUUGAACAAAUAUAUACCGUGGUCGAGACACUAUCGCAAGCGUAUCUAUGAGUAUUAUGUUAAGAGUAUUUUACAGCCAACAAGAAGUAUAAAUUGGUGCUAUAGCUUCCUGACUCUUAUUUUGUAUAUUUACAAGUCAUAAAAUUCCUAUAAUAAUUUGUAUAUAUAUCGAGCUUUAAAGAUAUGAAAUGCUCACACUCAACCAAACCGUAUUUUAUCUUACAAAUAUACAUAUGAUAUAUCGAGGAAAGAUAUGAUUGGUGCAACUUCUGUCUGAUCCACAUUAGCGAGAUACUUCUGAUACAUUGAAUAAAAAGAAUCUUAACUCA
Molecule: messenger RNA, 3175 nt
Organism: Temnothorax curvispinosus
Lineage: Eukaryota; Metazoa; Arthropoda; Insecta; Hymenoptera; Formicidae
Gene: FER
Product: tyrosine-protein kinase Fer
Exons: 15
Coding region: 345-2897 (850 amino acids)
Biological process (GO): peptidyl-tyrosine phosphorylation
Molecular function (GO): ATP binding; non-membrane spanning protein tyrosine kinase activity
Source: RefSeq, a predicted model, not a curated record